Messenger RNA from Leptonychotes weddellii (Weddell seal), 1627 nucleotides. Lineage: Eukaryota; Metazoa; Chordata; Mammalia; Carnivora; Phocidae. The record is from RefSeq and is a predicted model, not a curated record.
AACCACUUUUAUGAAAAAUUGUAUAUACUCUCCCUAUAUUAUAGUACGUACGUGUAUUUCAUAUGUACUGCGUAUAUUGGAAUUAAUCUGCAGGCUGUAACAAAAUUUCGGAUCUUCUUGCAGAGAGUGUAUAUGGUGGGGAAGGCGAACUCGGUGUUUGAAGAUCUCUCCGUAACGUUACGACAGCUCCGCAGUCGCCUGUUCCAGGAAAACUCUGUUCUCAAUUCACUUCCCCUCAAUUCUCUGAGUAGGAACAAUGAAGUUGAUCUGCUCUUUCUUUCUGAAUUGCAAGUGCUACGUGAUAUUUCAAGUUUGUUGUCUCGACAUAAGCAUCUAGCCAAGGAUCAUUCUCCUGAUUUAUAUUCGCUGGAGCUGGCAGGUUUAGAUGAAAUUGGGAAACAUUAUGGGGAAGAUUCUGAACAAUUCAGAGAUGCUUCCAAGAUCCUUGUUGAUGCUCUGCAAAAGUUCGCAGAUGACAUGUACAACCUUUAUGGCGGGAAUGCAGUGGUGGAGUUAGUGACCGUGCGGUCAUUUGACACAUCUCUCAUCAGGAAGACAAGGACUAUUCUUGAGGCAAAACAAGAGAAGAACCCAUCAAGCCCCUAUAACCUCGCAUAUAAGUAUAACCUUGAGUAUCCAGUGGUUUUCAACAUGGUACUUUGGAUAAUGAUCGCCUUGUCCUUGGCCGUGAUUAUCACCUCUUAUAAUAUCUGGAACAUGGAUCCUGGAUAUGACAGCAUUAUUUACAGGAUGACAAACCAGAAGAUUCGAAUGGAUUGAACUCUCCUCAUGCCAAACUUAGAAAAGGGGUUUGGAAAUUGGCUGUUUUGUUAAAUCUUUUAGUGUAGUUUAAAAGUAGAUGGUACACUUUAAAUUUAUAAAAAAAAAAAAAGCAAAUUUUGUUCUCCGUGUGCCUGUGAUGUUCUUUUAGAGUGAAUUAUAGUAUUGAUGUGAAUUGAUUUGUGUGUUGUAGAUUCCAUUUACUAUAAUUUCAUUCCAAUUAACAUUUGGAAAUGUGCACUGAAAUAAAUGUAAAACAUUUAGAAUAACUUGUGUUAUUUAUGUUGGGGAAAAUGCAUUGAAUUUAUUAGACAAACUUAGGAGUGCUUAACUUCCUUACACAGGAACAGGUGAAAAUGACAUUUGGGCUGUUCUAUACCAGGAACCGUUUGUAAAUGUCUUAAUUUGAUGUAAAUCUCUGAAACAGAAGGUAUUUAACUUCAAAUAGCCCAAAGUGGGCUAUUUGGGAGUACUUACAGUGACUGAGAUUGAGAACUGCAUCUGACUGACAGAGGGUGGCUGUUUUUUAACCUCUUCUGAAAGUUUGGUGAUCCAGAUCACCAGGUGGAUAUUAAAAAUACUACAUUGAUCUAAAAAGAAACUCGCUUUGUGGAGUUAAUAGAUAUCUGUAAUUACACACCCAAAAACCAAUUUUGGGGGGGGCGGACAUCUUGGGGCUUGACUAUUUUAUAGUCAACUUUCCUCCCUGUGUAAGUUACUAUUAAUGGUUUGUGGUACAACGUCAUUCUCUAGAAUAUUAAGUGGAAGUAGAUGCUCCCUACUUUUCAUGUGGAAGUGGACCAAUGUCUUUAUUAUAAAGUGACAAAUAAAGUUACUACUGAUUCCA